GUGUGUCUGGGAACCUACAGAGACUUAAGAGGCCUGCUCGCCUCAGCCAUGCAGUCAUCCUCAAAGGGUCUGCUCACCCAAGUUACUCAGGUCUGGAACCUGCUAGAUCAUCUGGCUGAAAGUAACCCCGAGAGCUAUCAGAAGUUCAUUCAGCAGCAGCUGGCCCAGGGCAGCCAACUCCAUGCUGACCCAGAACCACAGCUCUGUCUACAAACCAGGAUCCUGAAACCAAAAGAAAAAGUACUUUUUAUCAAUCUGUGUCAGUGGAAAAGGAUCCCAGCUCCCCAGUCAACCAGUCAUCCAGUACCUUUAAGUGUUGGGAGACCAGAAGAUAUAUCCAAGGCAUCCAUUGUUUAUACAGUUAUCGAUGUUGCCUACAAUCCUGAUGUUCUCCAGGCGGCAGGAAAGGACCAAGGGAAAAAGGAUCAGUUAGUACGAAUGGUCAUGAAAUACAUUGAGGAACAACUUCAAUAUACUCUCUCAUACUCUUGCCGUAUUACCAAAUUUAGAAUAAAAGGAAGUAUUCAAAGAAUGAAACAAAAUCUGAUGGGAAUCCAAGCUGAUGCCACAGAUUUGAGAGGGAAAAUGAGAAAGGAACUAACCCUUGAACAGAUAAGAAGCAGUACUGUGAGCAAUCCUCAUCUCCCAUAACUUUUACUACCAAAAGAUCAAGUUUCAAGCAAAGCAGUGUGUCUGAUAGAAGAGAUCUCUGGCAAAGAAAUCCAGGUGGAGAUGAAGAAACCAGCUCAUGAACUAAAAAUUGUGGUGGAUCAGAAUGAGAAGCCUCUGAAAAUUGAAUUAGCAGUUGAAUUACCUGGUGUUAAUUCAAUAUCUCUCUGUGACCAUAAUGCUUCUGAGGAUGAUUUAUUGAUUGAGGUCUCUGAGAAAUACAGAUUACAUCUGAAUCUUCCAGAAUCUGUGGAUACUGAAAUGAUGACAGCAAAAUUUAUCAAAGAGAAAACUACAUUAAUUGUCACAAUGCUGUUGGCAUGAAUUAAACACACAUUGACUGGGUUUUCAGUGCUGAAGUCACAUGAAUUACAGGACCA
This is a messenger RNA of Manis pentadactyla (Chinese pangolin), 1049 nucleotides long. Its product is annotated as PIH1 domain-containing protein 2-like. Lineage: Eukaryota; Metazoa; Chordata; Mammalia; Pholidota; Manidae. The record is from RefSeq and is a predicted model, not a curated record. Gene Ontology annotation, biological process: box C/D snoRNP assembly; rRNA processing. Gene Ontology annotation, cellular component: ribonucleoprotein complex; cytoplasm; R2TP complex.